UAUCCCAGCUGAUUGUGAACGAGGUAAUAUUUUACACAUUGAUAUACUCCUUAAAAUUUAACAAUUAAUCCAUAUUAAUUUUAAAAUAUUGAAUUUGCAUACAAUAGCGCCUCCAAGUAAACGUGGACGCCAUAAGGGAUUGAACACGCGGGAAAAGAGGGAACAGUUGGGGCGUCCUCUCCCUCUCGAGUGGGAUGUGCGGGGGAGAACAUAUAAAGAGAUCGGAGAGUACAGCUCAAAUUUCUCAAGAGAGCUCGGAUUACUUGUUCGACAGUACACAGAUCCAGACUGUCCUCAAUGGUCAAAAGUACCAAAUGCCUCGAAAGAAAGAAUACUUGCACAUUUGGAAGAUGAUUUGUUUGAUAUUGGGCGUACUAGAUAUGGAGAAGGGCAUAUGCCUGGGAUCUUGAGAGGCAUUGAUACUUCGUGUGCUAAAAAGUAUUCUGACUGGAAGUACGAUAUUAAAGAGCACUUAACAAUUAAUGGGCCACAAAAUCGUUAUGGUGGUUGCACGGAUACGCAGUGGCAAAAAGCAAUUGAUUUUUUCCGUCGCCCAGAAAUUACGAAACGUUCUGUGGUCAACAAGGAAAAUAGAAAGAAACUGAAAGAGCUUAGCUAUGGAGGUUCUCAGUCAAUCCCAGCCUUACGCUAUAAAAAGGAGGAAUUGCGUGCAUACCGCGACACACAGCAGACACAGGCAACUGAUACUGAGACGGCCUUCUUUGGACAGGUUAAGGGUGCUGCAAAAGUAAAGAGACUUGCUCUUCCUGUCAGCUUACUCGUCGGCAUUACUGCUCUCUCAGGAGCAUUUGUUUUAGGAAAUGAUGAUGGACAUGCCUACAAUACUUUUCCGAAGAUGGGCGACACAUGGAUACCUGAGGAUGUUCUAGAAAUGAACCCACUUAUUCGCAACUUCUUUGAGAAUACCUCAAUGGUACAGCUUGACCAUCGGAUCUUGACAACAGCCACCUUAGUUUCAAUAGCCUCGUUAUGGUGGUUAACGAGGAAGGUGGAUCUUCAUCCUGCAGUUCGAUAUUUGAUUGGAAGCACUGUUGGCAUGGCUGGUCUUCAGGUUACCUUGGGGAUAUCUACCCUUUUGUCAUUCGUGCCAGUUUCCCUGGGCAGUGCUCAUCAAGCUGGGGCUUUGACACUAAUGUCACUGAUGAUCCUUCUCAUUCACACUCUGAGGAAGCCAUCGCCCUCUCUUCUUAAAUCUCUGCCUAAAGUUGCCAAGACAAUCUAGCUUACUGCACAAAUUUAUGCAGAUCCUGCCCUUUUGGUUGGUGUUUCUGUUCAUGAGUUCUUUCUUAUUUUGCAUAAGAAAAAUUCGUUUCAUAAACGCAUAAUGCUCGGCCUUUGUUUUUCUUCUUCUUCUUCUUGUUUAGCUAAUGUGAUUUAUUCAAUUCCUCAUUGUGGAACUUGAAACGUUAUAAAUUGAAAAAAUAAUACAAUGACAAAUUUCCUUCCUGGAUGGUGCUUCAUGUUACAAGGGCCUUUGUGGUUAAAGAAACUUACCCCAUUUUCGUUCAUGGAGAUCAGCUAGAAAAAGUUUGAUGGAAGAAGACGUAUCAGAGAACAUUGAUUGAUCAGAUAAGAUAUUUGUAUAUUGGAAUGAGGUUGUGAGAGAGUGGUGAUAAAGAAUAGCACAAGACUAGAUAAAGUAUUACAAUAUAUUUUAAUACCAUCUCUU
Molecule: messenger RNA, 1690 nt
Organism: Humulus lupulus (European hop)
Lineage: Eukaryota; Viridiplantae; Streptophyta; Magnoliopsida; Rosales; Cannabaceae
Product: cytochrome c oxidase assembly protein COX15-like
Exons: 9
Coding region: 395-1243 (282 amino acids)
Biological process (GO): heme A biosynthetic process
Cellular component (GO): mitochondrial inner membrane
Molecular function (GO): oxidoreductase activity, acting on NAD(P)H, heme protein as acceptor
Source: RefSeq, a predicted model, not a curated record